AAUUUUUUUAAAAACCGCAAACUCAUUCCCAUUAUCUUUUUGCUCAAAAGAAGGUGUCUAGAGAAAACAAUGAAGGCUUUUAAGAUUGUCUCAGGGCAGACCGCUCAACCUGCUACACCUCUACAAAUGCCUCCAGGUGUAAGCAACACUUCCUUCUCUUUUCCCCGGAAACGGAAAGAGACUAGGAAAGGCCCAGAACCCGAGUUUAGGGAUUCGUUUUCCUCAGGUUUCUUGAUGGGCGGGGCCGGCAGGCCGAAACCGACUGGCGGGCAGAGACGUCGCUCUCGGCUGACUACGCUUUCUAUUGGCUUUCCUGGACUCCGCCCAUGGACAGGGCGGGAGAUUCGGUGUGCCCAGGCAGGACCCCCAUCCCCCAGCCGUCCUCCCGGCUUCCCUCCUCGUCUCUGCGACUCUGAGACCCUGCGACCCUGCUCCGGCUGUGCUUAACAGGCAUCUGGCUUUUCCUGCUGGGGCCGUAGCCACCUCCCCUGGAGUGCCCAGUCAGCGGGGUACCGCCGGCAGGUGCUGGGCGGCCCGAGCGGCGCCUGGCGGAGACCUAGCGUUGAGUGGUGGGACGACUGGGCAGCCCGCUUCCCUCUCCCGCUUAACUCGGGGUUUGUGAGGUGAGUCCGGUGGCGUCCAGCUCCGCAGUCUGAGCUGGGGUACUCGUCUCGAAGAGGGCUCCCCCUCGGCUCUCCGGGCUGGGUCGUUGCCCUCCCCACGCAGCCCGAAGGCCCCGAGGACCCCCGGCGCGGCCAACUGGGGACUCUACCUGAAUUUUCCAGCUGCAGAAUGUGUAAUACCUUUAAAGGUUGGCAAUGAUGAGUAAACUGGAAUUAAAAGAAGACAAGAUGCUGGAGGUUCAAUUUGUGGGAGAUGAUGAUGUUCUUAAUCACAUUCUUGAUAGAGAAGGAGGAGCUAAAUUAAAAAAGGAGCGAGCUCAGCUUUUGGUCAACACAAAAAAAAUAAUAAAGAAGCCAGAAUAUGAUUUGGAAGAAGAUGACCAGGAAGUCUUAAAAGAUCAGAACUAUGUGGAAGUUUUAGGACAAGAUAUUCAAGAAUCUUUGAAAAAUGGCUCUGCUGCAGAUGGUGGGAAUAAAGUUUAUUCUUUUCAGAAUAGAAAACACUCUGAAAAGAUGGCUAAAUUAGCUUCAGAACUAGCAAAAACACCAAGAAAAAAUGUUUCAGUUAAUUUGAAGAAUGAUCCUGAAAUUAUGAUAAACAUUCCUCAAUGUAGCAAGGGACAUUCUGCUUCAGACAAAGUUCAGGUGAAGAACAACGAUAAAAGCGAAUUUCUAUCAACAGCACCUAGUGGUAUAAGGAAAAGAUUAAUAGUUCCAAGGUCUCAUUCUGACAGUGAAAGUGAAUAUUCUGCUUCCAACUCAGAAGAUGAUGAAGGAGUUGCACAAGAAUAUGAAGAGGACACUAAUGAAGUCAUAUUGAGCCAAAAGAUUCCAUCUCAGAAUAGAGUAGUUUCAGCUCCUGUUUGUAAAGGAACACCUUCUAAGAAAAUGAAAAGAGAUAAAACAAGUGAUUUAGUAGAAGAAUAUUUUGAAGCUCAUAGCAGUUCAAAAGUUUUAACCUCUGACAGAACACUACAGAAACUAAAGCGAGCUAAACUGGAUCAGCAAACUUUGCGUAACUUACUGAGCAAGGUUUCUCCUUCCUUUUCUGCUGAACUUAAACAACUAAAUCAACAGUAUGAACAAUUAUUUCAUAAAUGGAUGUUGCAGUUACGCCUGGGGUUCAACAUUGUGCUUUUUGGUUUGGGUUCUAAAAGAGAUUUACUAGAAAGGUUUCGAACCACUGUGCUGCAAGAUUCCAUUCAUGUUGUCAUCAAUGGCUUCUUUCCUGGAAUAAGUGUGAAAUCAAUCCUGAAUUCUAUAACAGAAGAAGUCCUCGAUCAUAUGGGUACUUUCCGCAGUGUACUGGAUCAGCUAGACUGGAUAGUAAACAAAUUUAAAGAAGAUUCUUCUUUAGAACUCUUCCUUCUCAUCCACAAUUUGGAUAGCCAAAUGUUGAGAGGAGACAAAAGCCAGCAAAUUAUUGGACAGUUGUCAUCUUUACGUAAUAUAUACCUUAUAGCAUCUAUUGAUCACCUCAAUGCUCCUCUCAUGUGGGAUCAUGCAAAGCAGAGUCUUUAUAACUGGCUCUGGUAUGAAACUACUACAUAUAGUCCUUAUACUGAAGAAACUUCCUAUGAGAAUUCUCUUCUGGUUAAACAAUCUGGAUCAUUACCACUGAGUUCUCUAACUCAUGUCUUACGAAGCCUUACCCCUAAUGCAAGGGGGAUCUUCAGGCUACUAAUAAAGUAUCAACUGGAUAACCAGGAUAACCCUUCUUACAUUGGACUUUCUUUUCAAGAUUUUUACCAACAGUGUCGAGAGGCAUUCCUGGUCAAUAGUGAUCUGACACUUCGGGCCCAGCUAACUGAAUUUAGGGACCACAAGCUUAUAAGAACAAAGAAGGGAACUGAUGGAGUAGAAUAUUUGUUAAUUCCUGUGGACAAUGGAACAUUGACCGAUUUCCUGGAAAAGGAAGAAGAAGAGUCUUGAAGCUGCCCUUUACUCUUAUUCUGUAGAAGGGUUGUUGGACCCCAGCUGCCACUCCUCUAAAGUGUUGUGUUUACAUCUAACAUUAGACUCUUUUUUCCAGUGUAUAAGACUUAAAAUUAGGAGGGGGAAUGUCAUCGAUUAGAACCUUGAUUAGCCUGGCUGGUGUACCAUCUCUAGUACUAUGCAGUGGUCCUCAAGUAGGAGAAAACGUGCCUUUCAUUCAUUACCUCUCUGGAGACUUCAUGCUGGAAUGAACAGUGUGCUCAGGGACUAUUUGGAGCUGGUUGUUUUUGAAUUCUUUUAUACUAGAGAUGAUAUUAUUCCUAAUUUUUUGAGGGCCUUUUAAACACCCCCCAGAGCUGAUUGUUUGCAAAUGUGUUUAUUCUAGAGUAUGGAAGUACAAAAACAUUGGCAUCACAUAAAUCUACUUUAUUUGCUCUUCUGUCAGAGCUGAUGAGUAUAAAGGAGAAGGCAGAUCAUCUCCCUGUUCUUGAAAGGCUUAACAAAAGGUGUGUAAGACUGGGGAAGAGUAGGUGAUGUCGCUUUCUCCUUUUGGAUUUAGAUUACAUGCUGGUGGGGGUAGGGAGGAAGAGGGCAUGACACUAUUUCGUUGGGACAGUGGGAAAAGCAUAAUGAGUAUAUAAGAUGUGUACCCACCUUAGAAAGCACAUGAACAAUAAUCAUGGUACUUGGAACAAUUAAUAUCUGUGCCAUCAUCCUCAUGACACAAGUGAGAAGCCAGGCUACAGAAACACAAUCCUGAAUUACAUUUUAGUCAUUGUUUUCAAGAAGACAGAAAAUAAAAAUUCAGUUAUUCUUCUAUUGACAUUUUUUUCUUCAGUAACAUGCAAAUGAGUAGCAUAUAAAUGGCUGCUUUAAUCUUGAUUUCUCUAUCAAGUAGACCUAAAACUCACUGUAAGACUUUUCAGUUUUUUUCUUAAAGUAAUAAUUUCAAGCCUUCGAAAUAUUUACACAAGUCUUUUUCCUUAGGAAAGAGAAAAAGGCUAACCUUGGCCACUGGUCGGCUUGUAGUCUUCACAUACUCCCUUAAAAUUAUUUCAUACUUGAAAAAAAAUUCUUCAUUGAAAUACCACUGUAAUAAGAUAGGAGUGAAAAAUGCUGAUGCAGUACAUACUUUAACUUGUAAACCCCUUUCAUGAAAAUAUUUCCCUAAAUGCUCAGAGUUGGAAGUCAUUUAUUUGUGCCAUCUAAUUAAUUUUGUUAAAUCCACAUGAGAGUUUAGUCUUAAAUAUAAUCAAAAUAUUUAAACAAAUCUGUACAUGAAUUUGAUUCUAAAAAUUUUUGUCACCGAAGGAUAUUCAAUGAAAAGUGAGUUUUCCUUCCAGUCCCUAUGCCAACCAGUGAUAGGAGUUUAUUCCUCCAGAGGUAUUCUAUGCACAUGGAAGAAUAUGUCUAUAUCUCCUUUUAAAAACACAAAUGGUAGCAUAUGAUUCGUACUGGUUUGCACCUUGCUUUUUUUUGCUUAAUGUCUAGUUUAUAACUUAUAGUAUUAUAAAGUAUAUAAAAUCUUUAAUGACCUAAUAUGCAAGUUUUGCAUUUGCCCUUAAAUAUCUACUGGUUUAUUUUUAUAGUUUUUGUGUCCAUACUACUUGCAAGCAGUUAUGUGUCAAUAGUCUAUUAAUAAAUAAAAAGCCAAUUUGGAUAGAA
Molecule: messenger RNA, 4223 nt
Organism: Lynx canadensis (Canada lynx)
Lineage: Eukaryota; Metazoa; Chordata; Mammalia; Carnivora; Felidae
Gene: ORC2
Product: origin recognition complex subunit 2
Exons: 18
Coding region: 819-2555 (578 amino acids)
Biological process (GO): DNA replication
Cellular component (GO): nucleus; nuclear origin of replication recognition complex
Molecular function (GO): DNA replication origin binding
Source: RefSeq, a predicted model, not a curated record